AUGUCUCUCAGACUCCUGCCUGCCAUCGUCAUGGACAACGACGAAGAUGAUGACGGUAACUUCACGAAAUGGAUGAGUAGUUACUGGGGUCAUGGAGCAGAAAGUGGACAUUCAAGAGAAAGGAAACGCAGCUUCAGAAGGCCAGCAAAAACACACAUUGACCGUAGAGCAUCGCUCCCUACUGUGUUACAGUUAGAUGCCAUGAAGCUGAACAAGAUCCAUGCAGCGACUAUGGCACCAGCUCCCAAAACAAGAGAGGAGAAGGGGGAGGUCAGACCCCAUCUGAGAGUUAGGCGUCACUCCUCAGACGACAAAGGUACCAAGGCGACCAUCCCAGAGAGCCGCAUCGCCACAAUCCCAGAGAUCACAGAGUCGUUUGAGAGGAGACUUUGCCUCAGUGAUAAGAGGACCAUGUCUCUGAGUGAUGAAGAUAAACUGUGCCUGAUCUGUCAUGAAGAUAUGUGUAAGACUGGAGGAGGAAUUCAAGAGCUUCAUUGUACACAUCGCUUCCACAAAGAGGCCUCUCGGAAGUUAGAGCAAAACCAUUCCCGCAGAAGCAGUGAAGCAGCUGCCUGUCAGAUGAGGAAACUCCCAGUUGAGAGGAGGAAGUCUGCAGACGGGCCGGUUAAUUCUGUGAAGGAGCAGCACACACCCCGCCGUCAGCUUUCCCUGCGGAGACAUCGCUGAUAUCACGCAGUUGAAGGGGAUGAAACUUCCCUGGAAAAAUGGUGGAUUUGCACUCUUCAGCAGAAACCAGGCGUUGGAAUUUAAAGGCCUUGACUGGUGGAGCCUAAACUUAGAAGAAAACGUUUCUAUGGGCCCUUUUGCUAUGUCAGCUUUUGCAGCCAUUACAGCUCUUUCUCCUCUGAGUCAAAGAUUAAAUCUAGGAGGAUUUGAAAAUAAAUGCAUUUAAGUCAUCUGAUAAAUACUUAGAUUUUGUGAUUUUUUUUGAAGGUCAAGAAUUAACAAUUCAAUUUGAGUCUGAGUUUAGAAAUUGACCAAUUAUCUUUCCUCAAA
Melanotaenia boesemani (Boeseman's rainbowfish) is the source of this 1017-nucleotide messenger RNA. It is a transcript of the gene lnp1, whose product is annotated as leukemia NUP98 fusion partner 1. Lineage: Eukaryota; Metazoa; Chordata; Actinopteri; Atheriniformes; Melanotaeniidae. The transcript is spliced from 4 exons. The record is from RefSeq and is a predicted model, not a curated record. Bases 1 to 687 code for a protein of 228 amino acids.